CAUGCUUUUAUUGUAUGAAUGAGGGAAUAAAAGGCCUUACAGGGGUAUAUUGACUUCUCAAUGCCACAUAAAACUUGUUCCAUAGCAGUUAAAUUAGGGGAAGGUGAAUAAGAUGGUGACAAGGAGAGAAGCUGGAAGUCAAAGAGGAGAGUCAGAAGCGGAAGGGAAAUGAGCAUCUGAGUAGGUGGUCUGGGGUUUAGGGAAGGAGCGGAUUUUCUUUUUUCAGACAGUGACUGAAAGGAAGGUUUGUCUGUGAGGAGGAGAAGGAGGUCAGAAUAGAUGCAUUGUGGGGUAGGUUUGUUUAGAACAGAAAUCAAAGACCAACUUUCCUGAGAGAAAGAACAUCUGCAAAUGAAAUGCUGUUUCUACAACUUCCAAUGCUCCUGGCUUUCCUCCCAGGUGGUGACAGUGUGGAUGGCUUCCAGGAGCCAGCCUCUUUCCAAAUCAUUCAGAUCUUAUCCUUUUACAACCAUUCCUCGUUACACGGUGUGGGCUCAGGCUGGUUAGGUGAGUUGCAGACUCAUGGCUGGGACAGCAGCUCUGACACAAUCAUUUACCGGUGGCCUUGGUCCAAGGGCAACUUCAGCAAUGAGGAGUUGAAGCAAGUGGAAAAGAUACUUCUUACGUUCUUCAGUAGGCUUGGUCAGGCAUUUUACAACCAUGCCAGCCAAUGGCAGCUUGAAUAUCCCUUUGAGGUGCAGGUAGCAGGAGGCUGUGAGCUGCAUGUUGGCAAAGACUCAGUAGGAUUUGUGCAGUUUGCUUACCAAGGAUCAGACUUCCUGAGCUUCCAGGACCAUUCAUGGGUGCCCGCUCCAGAGGGUGGAAUUACGGCUCAGCUUGUCUGCAGCCUAUUCAGCUUGUACCAAGGCACCCAGGAAAUAAUACACAACCUGCUCAGUGACACCUGCCCACGUUUCCUCUUGGGUCUUCUUGAUGCAGGGAAGGCAGAUCUCCAACGACAAGUAAGACCAGAAGCCUGGCUGUCUCCUGGCCCUGAUCUUGGUCCUGGCCGUCUGAUGCUGGUUUGUCACGUCUCUGGCUUCUACCCAAAGCCUAUUUGGGUGGUGUGGAUGCGGGGCGAGCAGGAGCAACAGGGCGCUCAGAGAAGUGAAGUCUUGCCUAAUGCUGAUGGGACGUGGUAUCUUAGGAGUUCCUUGGAUGUGGAAGCCAGUGAGGCAUCGGGCCUGAGUUGCCGGGUGAGACACAGCAGUCUAGGAGGCCAGGACAUCAUCCUCUACUGGGAUCAUCAGAGCUCCGUGGGCUGGAUUGUCUUGGCAGUGAUCGUGCCCUUGGUGCUCCUGAUAGCUCUUGCGUUUUGGCUUAGGAAGCGCUGGACACACUGUGAACCUCUAAGCGGUCUUAUCCCUUUGGAAUGAAAUCCCAACAACCCAGGAGCUCAGGACACAUCUACACAGAACUCGGCGGUGACAGCCUUUCUGCUCUCCUUGUACAACUUUUUUAGUUGUUGUGUUU
This is a messenger RNA of Hippopotamus amphibius kiboko, 1473 nucleotides long. RefSeq names its product T-cell surface glycoprotein CD1a-like. Gene Ontology annotation, molecular function: endogenous lipid antigen binding; exogenous lipid antigen binding; lipopeptide binding. Gene Ontology annotation, cellular component: external side of plasma membrane. NCBI's taxonomy places the organism in Eukaryota, Metazoa, Chordata, Mammalia, Artiodactyla, Hippopotamidae. The transcript is spliced from 6 exons. Gene Ontology annotation, biological process: antigen processing and presentation, endogenous lipid antigen via MHC class Ib; antigen processing and presentation, exogenous lipid antigen via MHC class Ib; positive regulation of T cell mediated cytotoxicity. Bases 357 to 1376 code for a protein of 339 amino acids. The record is from RefSeq and is a predicted model, not a curated record.